Molecule: messenger RNA, 4581 nt
Organism: Rodentolepis nana
Lineage: Eukaryota; Metazoa; Platyhelminthes; Cestoda; Cyclophyllidea; Hymenolepididae
Source: the annotation of a GenBank genome assembly
GCCGAGAUUUCCACCCGAGGCUAUGGAGCUCGUCAUGUCACCAUCUCGGCUGUAUGUUGGCUCGUCAAUCACUCAGGUCUUCCUCUGGUUUUCGCUGCCCAAGCUCCUUCAUCUCUCGCCUGUACAGCUGAAUGGCGGGCGCCCAAUUCGUCCGAACAUCGCGCCCUCGCAGCUGGUCAAUCCGAAGAACAGGAAUUCGCGCGACUCGCAUCACCCCUUCUUUUCUCACCUAUUAAUGACUUUGGCCUUGGAGGUACCGUCGCUCCUACUGGCUCUUCUCAUGGCAGUUCAAGUAACAGUAGUAGUGGCGGUACUUCUGGAGGAACUCAUUCUAAUUCCUCAUGGAGCCUUCAAGUUCGUCUUGGGGCUAUGUAUGAACCCUCUGAUGCUGGUUCUGGUUGGAUACCAAGAUGGAGUUCUCCUGUGUCCUUAGAUAAGAGCGAUGGUGAAUUAAUGCUUCGAUUGAAAGCUGGUCAUGCAUCUACAUCAUCUCGACCCGACCUCCUUUAUUCUGUCGGUGUUGAAGUUCGAAAAGGAGCCGGCUUGCAUGCGACCACAACCAUCGUCACCUUUGUACCAAGAUUCUUAAUUAGCAAUCAAACAGAUUUUCAACUUCAAUAUGCUCAGAGGUUCUGUCUCGAUUUGAAAAAUUAUAAGCCCAUGGACGUUUAUCCUCAAUGCAAUGUACCCUUUCACUGGCCAAGGCAGGAUCUUGAUCAAUUACUCUGUUUCCGAACAUUGAUUCCUAGUGAACCCUCUCCACUCGAAUCACCUAAUAUUCCUCUUGUGACAACUAACUGGUCUGGUGGAGUACAGAUCGAUAAACCGAGGUCUUAUCAUCUUAUGUUAAGACUUCCUUCGGGUUCUCAAGCUGGGUCAUCUCCUUCUGAGCCUCUUUUUCUUCGAGUUGACGUUGUACUUAGAGGCGGUACCCUCUUCGUGAUCAUCAGUAAUACUACUCACUUGCCCCCUCCCUACCGCAUCGAAAAUCGAUCACCUGUGGCCCUUUACUAUCAACAGGCUGUUGUUGGUUCUGAUUCAGGCUAUUCUUACAAUAGUUCGGAUGUCCAUCCAGAGACUGGCAUUGCUACUCAAGGAACUAAUGGACGCUGGAAUAAAAGUAUUCUCCUGAAUCGUCUUCCUCCAAGAUCGAUCGUUAGUUACGCGCCAGAAGAACCUCUUUUACCACCACGUCUUUCAGUUGGAAUUGCUGGGGAAUUAAGUAAUGUGUAUGAUCUCUCAAAACCUGGUAUAGGGUCUCGAUUAGUUUACACUAACUGUAUAUACAUUAGUGUCUGUGGAGUAGCCGGAGAUAACGACCCUAAUGUUAAACCAUCAGACCCCCUCGAUAUAAGCUACGAUUCCGGAACAUUCGAAUUCCCUGUGCUGGAUGUAAUCACUGAACCAUCACGUCAUGUUGUUUUAAGGCGAAAACGUCCUGGUGAACGAUCUCAACUUUGGUAUAAAUCCUCUCAAGGCUUCCUUGUCCAUGAAGGUUCCGUAGCUCCUCAGACUCCAAGCUCUAUGCCGCAUCGUGGAAGAGUACUUUCCACAAGAAGUAGUUGGGUACUUGAUAUAGACACUUCGGAAUCGACCUUAACAGAAGCGCUGAAUAGAUGUGGACUGGAUUCACGCAAAACUCUAGAAAACUUUGAAGUCGGUAUUCUUUGUCUAGCUCGACUCUCAACUCGACGCAAAAAUACUCAAACAUGGAACUUCAAUAGAGGGUUUCUAAAUAAUGCUGCGUCAUUUUGCGUUCAAGCUGAACGUUUCAGGCGUGGAACAAGGAUUCAUUCAUCAGACGCUGUGUUUGUUGCUCGUCCAAGGAUUCGUGCCGUUAAUCGUGGUGAUGCUGGGGUUCAAAGUUUCACCAAUAUUAGUCUUGGUCCGGCUAGAGUUUUCCACUCAUGGUUACGUCCUGGCCCCGGGUCUCUACAAGUUGAAAUAAUCACCGAAGGUCCAGUUCGAGUUCUGAGAAUAUCAGAUCCACAGGAACCACCCAAUAAAAUCACCCCUGUUGUGUCAAAACGUUCCCCUGGGUUGUUUAUGCCUCCAACCUCCAUGAAUUUUCUGCUUGAUCUCCCUUAUGGAUUCGGAGUUUCUAUAAUAUCUGCUCGAAGUGAAGAACUUUGCUAUACCAGUUUCCAAGCUAUACGUUUUGCCGUGAAACGUUUUUAUCCUGGAGUUGGUGGUCAGAAAUUGAGUACUGCUUCCAGUACAACAAUCGAUAUUGGCCAAGAGGUCACAGGGGAUGAAGAAUUCGUUGAUAAAGAUGACGAUGAUGACGUGGUUUUCGUAGACUAUCUCACUAAAUUUUCACGAGUAACCUCUAUCGAAGAUGAUUCAUUGGCACCUUAUGUCACAGCUGGCCGACCUGUAGAGCAAAUUCGACUGUUUCUGGGAAGGGUUCAAAUUGAUAAUCAAAUUGUUGGAUCUAGUCUUCCGGUUCUGCUUUUCCGUUCCGUCCCGACGAAUUCCGCUAGUGGAGUGAUUGAAGGAAGAUCACUUCGUGCUUCCGAUGGAAGUGAUUGGGUUCCAGGAAGAGAGCUGGAGAGACUUUUCUACCGUGCUGGAGGAGAUUCAAAAGCCAGUACUCUAUCUACUUCUGAGCAGUCGGUAUUCAUGAACCAUCCGAGUCUUGUGAUGCAAUCUUUGAGGCUCCUGCAUACUGGAUGGAAAGCGGAGAUAUUUCCUUCGUUAGAGUUGCGAGUAAAUCGUAUGGUAAUCCAAGCCGAGGAACGAUUGCUUUUGAAGCUGAUUCAAUUCAGUCGACAUUUCCGAGGUUCCGAUCCAAAUCCUCCCAUUUUAUCCACUGAGGAUGCUAAGUCAAUCGAUUUCCUGGAUCAAACAAUCCUAGAAGCGGAGGGUAGUUACUCUAGGCAGAUUCUUCCACCGUCCAUUUCAUCACGUCACUUCUUGUACUUUGAUAGGCUGCGAGUUCUGUUUGCUCCCAUUCGAGUGACUGUACAUACUGCUGAGGGACGUCUUGGACCUGAAUUCUACGACGUUCAACGGCUUCUACCCAAACUCAUGUCUUUCACUGAUGCUGAUCUACGUCUUGGUGAGUUUGAACGCGGACACUGCCUAGAAUCUGUUGGUUUCUUAACAGAACAGCUUCUACUUCACUUUGAGACAAAGCUGCGAGCACAAGCACUCAAAAUCUUCGGUUCUGUAGAUGCGCUAGGCAAUCCUCUGGGCCUUAUGUCUGAUCUAUCUUCAGGUAUAUCCGAUCUCGCUGAUAUGGACUUCUCUGGCAUGGUUAGAAAUGUUGCUCACGGAGUUGGCGAUUCUACUGCAAAGGUUGUAGGAAGUAUGUCUCAAUUAGUUCAUACUCUCUCUAUGGAUGAACGUCAUCAACGACGUCGAAUGGCUAUUAUGUCCUCUCCAAAUCAAGGUGCAGGAUCCGUCGGCCAUCUUGCUUCAUCGUCAAACUUUAAUUCCUCCAACAGUGCUUUAUAUGGCAAUGAACAGGCUGAAGAGAGGCUAGAUGAGUUUGAAUUGACAGCAGCGUCAUCUGAGACUAGACGUCCAAUUCAAGGAGCUUCUUUCGCUGCAGAAAGAAUUGUUGAUGGAGGAGGAAUGUCUGCACCUCUGAAAGCUGGAUUAAGGGGAUUUGUCCACGGAAUGGUCGGUGGAGUUACCUCUAUAGUAACUCAACCUAUCCAUGGAGUUUGUGAAGAAGAUAGUUUCAAGGGAUUCGUUUAUGGAGUUGGAAGGGGUCUGUUAGGUACGGUAACCAAACCAGUUGGUGGGGUUCUUGACCUCGUCUCCGGGGCAAUGACUUCACUUCGAGAAGCCGCUCGACCAUCUUCCAGCGGCCGCCCGCUUAGAAUGCGUCCAAGAAGAGCUCUGGCGACUCCUCUACGCUCUUACUCACUUGCCGAAGCUGUUGGACAAUUGUUAUUGCGUCGCGUUAUUGCAACCCACUCUCAGAGCACCUCAUUUAAGAACCAAUCCUCAAAUGCUGUAGUCUCAAUAGAAGAUCUCAAUGAACCCUCUGAAGAAUUCUCUAUUAGUCGAUUGCUCAAAGCCUCAUCCCAACAGUUUGAAAAUAACAGAUCCGAAGUUGUGAUCCGUGUAUGCAAAUGUCAAUCUGCUGGUGUUAGUGUUAUUAUCACUAAUCGGGCUAUCUGGUGCUUACGGAAUUUUAAUCUAUCGGGUGUCAGACAUGUAGCAAACCAAUUCUUUGGAAACGAUAACCGAGACGCCACAAGUGUUAUGUUCGUAAUACCCUACUACUACCUUAAUGCAGUUUGCUUUUCUGAUCGUGGACCGGCCACACAUGGAGCAUCUCAGAGUUUUUCAGUUUCAACAGUCGAGGUUUCCAAACCAGAAAACUCCUAUUACCUUGAAUUUCAGAUGGAAAAUGGAAGAAGGAACUUGCGAUUUGAUAGAGUCUCUUGGGCACAAGAAGUGAUUUCAGAAUUAGCUGAGGCCCACCUCCGAUUUGUACAGAACGCCAUGGUGCUACGACGGGACAAACCAAUCGACAUGAUACUAAGAAAUCAUCCCCUUGCUUUGUCUUUCGCCCCCUCAAUGAAUGCCUCUCCAGAGCCAAACCAAACAACUGAAGAGAACUAA